AAAGUGCUAUAUGGGCGAAGCGAGUCUAGGAAUUGUUUACAUACACUUUAAACUUCCUUUGAUUUACUUGCAUUUAAUCCCCAGGAGAAUUGAUAAAUCAUCUACCAGAGUCCCAUUAUAAAUUUUCAGUAUGUCGAAGAGGGUGAGCAUCGUCCUGCCGGACGAAAUGCCGUCGAGGUCUGCAAGUAAAAAGGACCAGUCGAGGCAAGCCAGAAAUUCCAUGAAGAGCAAUAGCCACGAAGAGCCCAUAGUUUUUCUGGCGGUUAGCCAGGAGAGCAGCCCUUCUUCUUUACUUUCCAGCCAGAAGACCUCCAGCAACUUGAGUUUGCAUGAGACGUCGGCGCAUUUGCUUUCUUUGGAGAGUUUCGUAUCUCCAGACCCUUCACCAAAAAGUACUAAUUUGGCUAGCCCCAGGCCCUUGUCCACGGAUCAAGCGCAUAGUAUGGAUUCCUCCGUAAGCUCCAUUAAGCAGUUUCUAAGGAACACUGUUGCCUUGGUCAGGGCGGGAGAGUCCUUCACCUCAGUAAAGCGUCUAUUCUACAACUUUGUGAAAAGGAAUGAAGACUCUACCUCCAAUACAGUAUCAAAGGAGUCUCCCACCGAUGAAGGUAGGAUGGUAGGAUCCCAAGUCGCCAGGAUGCCAAUUCCCAACCACAAACAUUCAACGAACACCUUUUUUUCCGACGUACCAACUGGUUUUACAGUGCCCAGUACUUCGCAGAUGACCUCCAGCCCGCCGCAUUCCGUCUUUUCCUUCAAUCACACAAAAUACGACUUUGCCAGCCUUAUCUCCGAUGUUACCCCCCUGACAGGGUACACACCAAAUACAGCGCAGGCUUGGAGCACCGAAGAUGCCGACUAUCGAAGCGAAACCUCUCUGAAGACCAGUACUGCCCCGCGGGUCGGAUUGUCUUCGUCCGUUGCACUCAGUUUGGGAACACAUCGUUCCCUCAGUUCUUCAAAUGCAGAUGGGCUCUUCAGAGCUACGAGUGGAGGUCAUUCAAGGCCCUCCCUGGCGGUAAAUUCCACAGAGAGACCUAAGAGCUCUGUUUCAAAGCAGCGAGGUAGCAGAAAUAUAAAGAAACUCUUGAGUAAGUCGCCAAAGAGCUCCCCUCAGGCUGCGCCGCGAACAAGAAUUCAAUCGAUAACGUCAACUGUCAAUCCGGCCGCACCAUCAUUCACAAUAGUUAGCGCCUCCAGACAAUUAGAGGAACGCGAGGCCCAGAAGUUCAUAAGCGGCAGCAUCUUGAGCUCCGAAAGGCAGAAUCUGAAAGUAGCCCCAAAUGUAACUCCCAGAAUGUCGGUCAGUCAGGUAAUAAAGGAGUCGCAAUCCAGCUCAUCCCGCCUAGAAGGGACUAGGCGUUCUUCUCUGAUCAAUAACCAUUCGUCGAGAUCCGACUCCAAUUCAAAUAACGGCCAAAGGCAAAAAAAGUCAGUGAGGAUAAGCGAGGACCCUGUCCGAGCGGCUGAGUUUGCCUUCACCUUAGUUAGUCCAGAGGAGGCGGAGCCUAGUCAGCCAACAGAAGGAAGUAGCAAUCCAAAAAGUAUAGAAGAUGGCUCCAGUUGCGAGACAUACAAGGAGGGUUGCAACUGCCAUCACUGCCAGGACAUGCGGCGGGCCGUGAAACGCGCCGAGUACUUCAACUCACCCCAGGGCCAAAAACAACUGGAGGCCAAGCUCCUGGCCAAAAACUUCUUCAUGGACAUCUGCGCGAUGUCGAUUGUGCGCGCGCAAAUCCAGGACGACCUGUACGGUACCAGGAAAUGUCCGCCUGCCCGGGUCAGCUAUCCCGUGUGCAUCUGCGGGGCCAACCGGCUGGACGCAGGCUCGCUGAGUCUGAACUGGUUCACCCACGACCUGAAUAGUGUGGACCAUUUUGACUUUUACGUAGACGACGUUCCGAGCCGGAGCGUCUACAACCUGCAGGCCAAGUGCACCGUCCUUGUAGACGUGGACGCCAAGAAGAUACACAAACUGCGCAUGCGCGCCGUUCCAGUUCGGGGCAGUGGCGCCCAAGCCACGCCGGUAGACAAGCUCAUGUCGGAGGUGAUCGCGGGACACAUGCGGAACGUGACACAGGGCAAGCUUUUCGCCCGCUGCCUGAAGCACCUGGACACCCAGGUGCCGCAGCCUUCGCUGGUGGACUUCUGGACUGACAGCGAGUUCCUUUACAUGCCCGCCUAGCUAGACAGGAGUAAAUUUAAAGUCCGAUUUAUGCCUCAUUGUUUGUAUGUAUUAAAGGAGGGAUGCCUCGUGGCAACAGCUGCGUGGGUAUUAAUUGAUAACAUCUCGUUUGGAGUGGUGCUGACUAAUCGUCGAACAAGAAAGUGGAACCACACCCGGCUCUCAGGCCGUGGAAGGCACCUGGCUCUGCCUCCUAUUCCAGGGACUCCUGGGAUGUCCAGGAAGCCGGCCAUCAGUCAACCGGGGAUGUAGACGGCUUCAGCUGUCGUCUUUAUUUAAAAACUUAUCGUAAUCUGUGCAGGCGCCAGUUUCCAGUUCGCUUCCAAGCGGUUCGCGAUGAUGGAGCUUUCUGUUUUUAUCGGGCGUCCACAGCCACCAUUUGUUAGGAAAAAGAGAAAUAAAGAUGACUGGGGCUGAGUGGCCUGACGGGGCUGACGUAGGCGACUCACUCAGAUGUCAGAGGUUUCGGCCACGA
This is a messenger RNA of Drosophila bipectinata, 2660 nucleotides long. Its product is annotated as serine-rich adhesin for platelets. The record is from RefSeq and is a predicted model, not a curated record. Lineage: Eukaryota; Metazoa; Arthropoda; Insecta; Diptera; Drosophilidae.